Molecule: messenger RNA, 4242 nt
Organism: Melopsittacus undulatus (budgerigar)
Lineage: Eukaryota; Metazoa; Chordata; Aves; Psittaciformes; Psittaculidae
Gene: RASGEF1A
Product: RasGEF domain family member 1A
Exons: 13
Coding region: 193-1665 (490 amino acids)
Biological process (GO): positive regulation of GTPase activity; Ras protein signal transduction
Cellular component (GO): plasma membrane
Molecular function (GO): guanyl-nucleotide exchange factor activity
Source: RefSeq, a predicted model, not a curated record
GCAAUCACGGCGGGUGCUGCCACGCGUACCCGCAUCAACAGCGUAACAACGGGAAAGCACAGCGUUCCGACUCUGGACCACCUCUCCCGCACGGCACUGCAUGAGGCCCCGCAGCGAGAGGAGCGUGGGCUCGCUGGGAGCCGGGCUGGCUGGCUACCACCUCCAUGCUGCGUAUGGCCGUGUGCGGCAGGGAUGGGUUGGCACGAUGGGAAGGUGGCAAGGGGCACGCAGGAAACUAUGCCCCAAACACCAAUAUUUUCCAGCAUGCUUGGUUCCAGUUGUAGUGGGCAAGUGCAGCCAGAUAUGGGGGAGAGGUGUGUAGACCCUGUUUAUCAGGAUGGGAACCUUGUUUCUGGAUCACUGGAGGCCUUGAUAGAGCACCUGGUGCCCACCAUGGACUAUUAUCCAGAUAGGACAUACAUCUUCACUUUCCUUCUGAGCUCACGAGUCUUCAUUCACCCACAUGAGCUCCUGGCUAAAGUGGGACAGCUCUGCAUUAAACAGAAGCAGCAGCUAGAAACAGGGAUUGAGGCAGAAAAGGCAAAGCUAAAAUCCUUCGCUGCCAAAAUCAUUCAGCUCCUGAAGGAAUGGACUGAAACUUUCCCCUAUGAUUUCCAAGAUGAAAAAUCAAUGAAAGAACUGAAGGAGAUUGCUCACAGAAUCACACAAUGUGAUGAGGAAAAUGGAACAGUGAAAAAGAUUAUUAGCCAGAUGACACAGAAUCUCCUGAUGGCCCUCUCUGCACGGAGCCAGUACCAGGAAAUCAGAGAGAAAUUCCGACAACCUGCUACUGACAAAGGCACCAUCCUCAAAACCAAGCCACAGUCAACUCAAAAGGACAUCCUGAGUGUGUGCUGUGACCCUUUGAUCUUGGCACAGCAGCUGACCUAUGUCGAACUGGAAAGGGUGAGCAACAUUUACCCAGAGGAUCUGAUGCAGAUUGUCAGCCACAUGGACUCACUGGAUAAUCACAAGUGCCGAGGCGAUGUGACCAAAACCUAUAAUUUGGAGGCCUAUGACAAUUGGUUCAAUUGUCUCAGCAUGCUGGUGGCUACAGAGAUUUGUCGGGUUGUAAAGAAAAAGCAGCGUACAAGAAUGGUGGAAUUUUUCAUUGAUGUGGCAAGAGAAUGCUUCAAUAUUGGAAACUUCAACUCAAUGAUGGCUAUUAUCUCUGGCAUGAACUUGAGUCCUGUGGCACGGCUAAAGAAAACUUGGUCCAAGGUCAAAACAGCCAAAUUUGAUGUUUUAGAGCAUCACAUGGAUCCAUCCAGCAACUUCUGUAACUACCGCACAGCCCUGCAAGGAGCAGCACAGCGAUCUCAGACUGCCAACAGCAAUAGAGAGAAAAUAGUCAUCCCGGUUUUCAACCUGUUUAUUAAAGAUAUCUACUUUCUGCACAAAAUACAUACAAACCGCCUGCCCAACGGGCAAAUAAACUUCAAGAAGUUCUGGGAAAUUUCAAGACAGAUCCAUGAUUUCCUGACAUGGAAGCAAGUUGAGUGCCCUUUUGAAAAGGACAAGAAGAUCCAGAGCUAUCUACUCACAGCACCCAUUUAUAGUGAAGAAGCUCUGUUCAUUGCAUCCUUUGAAAGUGAAGGCCCAGAAAACCACAUGGAGAAAGACAGCUGGAAAACACUCAGGACAACUCUUCUUAACAGAGCCUGAGAUUCUUGGAUCUGAUCUGCAGACUUUGAAGCACAUUGAAUGAACACGUUUUUACAACCUGAAGGACUUGGACUGAGCUAAGAAAGACCUCACUGGCUGAGGUCUGUUUUGUAUAUACAGUAACUUUUAUGAAGAAAACGUGGUAAAUAUUUCACAUGUCAACCUUAAGGCACUUGAGUGAAGGGUUUUGGUUUUUUUAUUUGAAUACAAGGGCAGGGCCCUGUUCUCAGAGAUGAAGUGUAUGAUGGGAGAUGGGAUCCCUGGGGAGAUCUUAUUCUAUUAGCAUCCAAAUUUUUAUUUUUUAUUACUUCAACCAAAAUAAAUAAAAAUUAAAACACACUUCUCAACUAAAGUGAGAAGUACUCACUUUACUUUCAGUUAAGUACUCCAUUGGAGCAGUAUCCUACAGAGCACUCAACAUGUCUCUAGCUUUGAAGUAAAGGGUCUCCUUCAAAUCAGGUAUUAGUGUUUGUAGAGUCAAGGCCUUAGACAUCUGCAGUAAGCAUGUUCUGCUCCUACAUCAGAAAAUAGUGCCUUACAAGGUACUUAUAUCAUUUAGUGUACCUUCUAUUACGCUGGACUGGAAGUAAAGAAAAUAAAAAUAUGGAUGUCUUGAAACCAGCUAAAAAGUACUCUUUAAAUAAAGUGGAGAAUAUGGCACAUGAAGUAGAGUAUACCUGCCUGUAACAUUGAUGGUGCAGCAAACAUAUUUUUGUUACAUGAUUUAAAAAGAUAAGAUGGGGUAUCUGUUGGGGAAUGUGUGUUUGUGUGUGUGUGUGUAAGUGUGCGUGCACAUGUGAAGAUGCACGCAUGUCUAAUACUGGGAACUAUCAUUUAAAUUCUGGCUGUCAGAGUAGUUUGUGUUUUCCUUUUAAAAGAAAUCAGGGAAUUUUUGUUUAUUAUUUUGAGAGAAGGAUGUCUAACCUAGAUUAUCUCUGCAAAACAGGCUCAAUGUGUUGUUUUGAAAACAGUUUUGGAUAAUAGAAGUCAUACGUGAGCUAGGGAGAGGGAAAUACUCAGAUAUCCCGUUUGAAAUUAAGGCUAAAGUUUCCAAAGAAACUGAAGAAGAGCUAAGCUGAUCACCACUGAACUGGUCAUUUAAUUCCCCGAGUUCCUUUGAAAAUGCUCGUCUGCUCUUACAGACAAUUAAAGCAAAGAACAAGUAACAAGUUUUUCCUAGUAUUUUAAAAGCCAUGAUUAACUGAGCCAGAACAUAUUGAAAUCUAAGGGAAGACACCAUAAGAUAUUGGUCAAACCUUUGAACCCAGGUUAGUACCAAACUGGAGGUGAUCUGUAACCUUACUGGCACUUACCAUUUCUAACUUCUUCUCUUAGUCUUGAGUUUACACCUGAUUUGGCUAUCCAAAUGAGCACCCAAGGAGCUUAUGUUAAGUUGCAAGGUAUUUGUUUUGAAAAAAAAAAUAAAAAAAGCAAAAUACACAGUUCAGGACUUAAGUUUCUUACCUGAUCUCUGAAUUAAGAAGAAGAAAAAAAAGCUCAGUUUAAAACGUAUUUUGAUGAAUUGACAAAUUAUUGCCCAUUAACAUAUCCUGACCUUUACAGUAAGUGUUUUCUUAAGGCUUAAGGGCUGGAUAUUUGUAAAGGUAAUUACUUGAGCCAGGCAAAUAGAUGAUAUUAAACAAGGCCCUCUAGAGUUUACAGUGGUUACAGCCUGCCUUGUAGAGCCUCAUGGAGGACCUCUGCACAAGCUUCUUUAAAAACUGCAUGUAGAUGUAUUUUCCCUUAUUCUGCCUUCUGUUGAAGAAGGGGCAAGAUCUGCAGGACCGGGUCUGGUUUGUUCCAGUCCAGUAGUUUCUUCUUGCUGAGUGCCUACAACCAAGAGCAGCGCCACUGUUUCAUGCAGCAUCUAGGAUUACUUAGAAAUUAUUUGCUGUAUUGGACCUGGAGUAUGGUGAAAAACUAAAGAGCCUUCCCUCUCUCCUUGUUCCACUUUGACAAAUACUUAAAAGAGUAAGUUUUGGGGUAAAGGAGAGAGAUAAAUCAACAUUUUGCUAUUCCCAUAGCAUUGAUAUCAAAGAGAAAUAAAAGACAAAAACAGUCCAGAAAUGGGGAAAGGAUAAUUCUUAUGAUCUGCUGCUAUUUUUCCUGUGCUGAAGUAGUGACCUUCAGCCCUGGAUUAGAGUAAGAAUAUUUAUACUGUAUUAUUACAGUGUUUUGCACUUUCAGAGAUGUUCUAGCUAGUAAUGUUGUCGGACACUAGAAGAGGGAUUGUAUAUCAGCUUUGUUUAUGUAAUUGAAAUUUAAAGGGAUGCUUAAAAUUUAAGAAAAAAUAUAUAUUUGAAAUGCAAUUUUAGAACACUUUCUGUAAAUGUAUGAAAAAGCUUUCACAUGAAUGUGCACUUCACCAGUCAAUCGGUCCUAGUAUAUACUUGAAAUCAAUGCAGUAUCCACAUUGGUUCCUGUUUAUUUUUCCUCCCUCCGUUUGAUACAUUCCUUAAAUACUGUGUUUUGCUAUUCUGAGCUGAAAUGCUAAAUAUAAAGCUGUACCAUAAAGCAGGAUAUUCCGUGUUUGACUGGAUGUGCUUGCAUUAAUAAAAAAAACUUGCUUCAACCAGG